AAGCAACCCAUGUGAGCCAUUGAUGAAGCCAACUUUCUUGGUUUCCUAUCUUCUAUUCAUAUGCUAUAAUAUCUUCUCUUUUCUCAUUCUAUAUAUAUACGCUAAACAAACAACUAAUCUCCAACUUAAAUUCUUUCACAUAUUCUCAUUCAAACAUUGAAGUUUACCACUUCCAAAAAGUUUCAAUCCCAUUAUAGCCAUGGGAAUUCGUUUGCCUUCAGUUCUUGCAGCUGCCAAGCAAGUUCUCAAGAUGCAGUCUGUCUCAGCAAGAUCUCAGUCCAUUGUUCCCAAAGGUCACAUUCCAGUGUACGUGGGAGAAACCGACAGAAAGCGGUUUUUCGUUCCGAUAUCGUACUUGAGUCAUCCUUCAUUCGUAGAGUUGCUCAACAAGGCUGAAGAAGAGUUUGGAUUCAGCCACCCAACUGGAGGUUUGAGAAUUCCCUGCAAGGAAGAAGCCUUCAUUGAUGUUACUUCUAAAUUGCAAAGUUCAUGAAUGAUUUGAGAACAAGGAGCAAUUCUCCUCACAGUUUUGACAAUUUUUUUCUCUGUUCAUUUUAGUGUACUACUUCGUAUGUAAAUGGUUAGAUUAGAAAAACUGGAGAGUUACAAAGCCAUUUGUACAUCAAUGACAAAUAUCAGUUGCAAUGAAACAUUUCUUGCUAACAAAGCCUUAUUCAUUACUAA
Molecule: messenger RNA, 684 nt
Organism: Cucumis sativus (cucumber)
Lineage: Eukaryota; Viridiplantae; Streptophyta; Magnoliopsida; Cucurbitales; Cucurbitaceae
Product: auxin-responsive protein SAUR21
Exons: 1
Coding region: 200-493 (97 amino acids)
Biological process (GO): response to auxin
Source: RefSeq, a predicted model, not a curated record